Cetraspora pellucida is the source of this 374-nucleotide messenger RNA. The record is from the annotation of a GenBank genome assembly. Lineage: Eukaryota; Fungi; Glomeromycota; Glomeromycetes; Diversisporales; Gigasporaceae.
AAUGUCUUCUACAAAAUCUAAAGAAACUAAAACUACCCUUACUAAUGAACAAAGAAAGGUUAUUAUCGCGCAUAAAGACAAAAACCCUCAAAUUAGCCAAGUUGAUCUUGUUGAAUGGGUAAAAAAAACUAUGAAUCUUGAUGUUCACCAAAGUACUAUUAGCCGUUUAAUAAAAAAUAAGGAAUCAAUUGGUGAAAACCCUUCUGCAAAAAGACAAAAAACGGUUCAAUAUCCGGCACUUGAAAAUGCAUUGUAUGAAUGGAUAUUACAAAGUCAAGAACAUAUAACAUUGUCUGAUGAACUUAUUAUAGAAAAAGCAAAAAAUUUUGGUAAAAUGCUACGUAUACCUGAAAACGCUCUUAAAUUCUCUCACG